CCAUUUUCUGCAUUCAUCAACUCUCAUUCUCACACUCUCUUCACUCAUCUUUACUCUUAGCUCCCCCAAUGGAGAAUUCCAGGAGAUCUCCAUUGAAGCCAUGGAAGAAAGGUCCAGCUAGAGGCAAAGGUGGCCCUCAAAACGCCAUGUGCGAGUAUCGAGGAGUUCGCCAAAGAACUUGGGGAAAAUGGGUAGCAGAAAUAAGGGAACCCAAGAAGAGAACAAGACUAUGGUUGGGUUCUUUUGCUACUGCUGAAGAAGCUGCCAUGGCGUAUGAUGAAGCUGCAAGGAGAUUAUAUGGACCAGAUGCUUAUCUCAAUCUACCUCAUCUUCAGCCUAGCUCCAUUAAUCCUCUAAUUACCAGCAAAUCACAGAAGUUCAAAUGGAUUCCUUCCAAUAACUUCAUUCCUAUGUUUCCUUCUUGCGGGUUGCUUAAUAUACAUGCACAACCUAGUGUUCAUGUCAUUCAUCAGAGGCUCCAAGAACUCAAGAAAAAUGGGGUUCUUGGUCAAUCCUCUAAUGUUUCUAAUUCAUCAUCUUCUGAUUCAAGAAAUGAAGCAAACAUUGUAAAUGAUAGAACCCAUGUAGAAAAUCAUAUAGUUAUGGAGAAAGAUGUGGAAAUAACAUCAGAAAAGAUGGUGAGAUAUGAUGAGGAGAAACCGCAGAUUGAUUUAAAUGAGUUCCUUCAGCAACUAGGCAUACUAAAAGUAGAAGGGAAACCAGAAAACAAUGAUGCCACAGAAAGUUGUGUGGAGCAAGUAUCUUUAUUAAACGAUGAUGACAAGGACAAUAACCUUGCAGCCGUGGCAGACAAGAGUUUCAACUGGGAUUCGCUGAUUGAGAUGCAUGGAAUUGCUGAUCAUCUAACAGCAGAAUCAUCUAGUUUACAAGUUCAUGAUGUCCAAGAAGACCCGGCUUUCCCAAUUUGGAACUUCUAGCAUCUAGCCAGCUAGGAGGAAUCAACUGGUUUUGGUAGAGAGAGAUACACGUACCCUCACUGGAUAUUUUGGAAGUAGGAAUCUUUGGUGAUCCUUAAAUAUACCAAGUUUAGGCUGCUCUAGACCCACUUCUCUUCCCACUUAUACUAAGCAUUUCUAUCCAUUAGUGGCAUAGCAUCAUACUAGAGUCAGCAAAUAGAAAGCAUUAACUUUGCUUUCGUAGUCUUACUGGUAGGAUUGGGGAGUAAAUUCACUUGUUGCACCUGUUGUUAGCCUAUGGCUGCCAUUGAUGUGAACUUAGCAGAUGUUUGUUUGUUUGGCUCACAUUUAACUGAACAGGAUACUUUUGUUUCUGUUCCAGCAUUUUCUGGCUAGACUAGGGAAACCUACAAUACAAAACCCUCAAAUUCUCUAAGGAUUUAAAACAAGCUUCUCAACCGAGCAAGUUAACCACGUUCAUUAUUGAAGGGUCAAGUGUAGUGACUAGUGAGACUUCUCCUGGUAUUCCCUACCAGGAGCAUGGAAUAACCCCCUUCAAAAAUGUAAUGAAACAAAAUUUAGAAGAAAAAUAAACAAUUAAGUUCAUUCAAUUACA
Messenger RNA from Manihot esculenta (cassava), 1533 nucleotides. Its product is annotated as dehydration-responsive element-binding protein 2F. Bases 69 to 938 code for a protein of 289 amino acids. NCBI's taxonomy places the organism in Eukaryota, Viridiplantae, Streptophyta, Magnoliopsida, Malpighiales, Euphorbiaceae. The record is from RefSeq and is a predicted model, not a curated record. Gene Ontology annotation, molecular function: DNA-binding transcription factor activity; transcription cis-regulatory region binding. The transcript has a single exon. Gene Ontology annotation, biological process: positive regulation of DNA-templated transcription; response to stress. Gene Ontology annotation, cellular component: nucleus.